AGGAAGCCGCGGCCUCCGGUGAUAAAUAGGAAAGCCGGGAGCACAGGAUGUGUUUCGGGAGAGCUCGGCGGGACAACGGGAUGUGAGCGCCGGCCGCGACUCCGCUGGUCACUUGUCCAUUUGUCCAUUUGUCCGGCGGGAUGGCCGCGCUCCGGCCGCUCCUGCUGCUGCUGCUGCUGCUGCUGGCCUGGAGCUGCGGAGGGGAGGACGUGGAGGUGCUGUGCGCCGACAGCGCCUGCUACACCCUGCACCGCGCCGAGAGCACCUGGAAAAACGCGCAGGAGCGCUGCCGGGAUAACGGGGGCAACCUGGCCCCGGUGCGCAGCGCCAGCGAGGCCGCGCGCCUGCGGGAGCUGCUGGCCACGGCCCGCUGGGCUGGCCCGGCUUGGCUCGGGCUGGCCCUGCCGCGGGGUCACUGCGUGCAGCCGCAGGAGCCGCUGCGAGGCUUCUCCUGGGUGGCCGGGGGCGAGCAGGGCAACUUCUCGGAGUGGGCAUCCGAGCCGGCCGUGACCUGCGUGAGCGCCCGCUGCGCCAGCCUGCGGCUCCCCGGCGGCUGGAGCGACCGCGCCUGCCGCAGCCCGCUGCCCGCUUUCCUCUGCAAGUUCAGCUUCCAGGGAAUGUGCGGGCUGCUGCCGCUGGCCGGCCGCGGCUCCGUCACCUACAGCACCCCGUUCGGGGUGCGCAGCGCCCGCCUGGCCGCCGCCCCCUUCGGCACGCUGGCCGAGGUGCGCUGCGAGGCCGCCGGCAGCUCGGCGUUCGCCGUCUGCAAGGGGCCGCUGGCCGGGGGUGGCUUCGCCUGGCACCCGCCGGGCCCCCUGUGCCCGGUGGCCUGCGGCCACCUCAAUGGGGGCUGCCAGCAGCUCUGCCUGGACGGGCCGGGCGAGUCGCCGCGCUGCGCUUGCCACCCUGGCUACGUGCUGGCCGCCGACAUGGCCUCCUGCGUCCCCGAGGAUUCCUGCCAUCCCAACCCGUGCCAGGGCUCCUGCCGGCCGCUGCCCGGCGGCUUCGAGUGCGGCUGCGAGCCCGGCUACGCCCUGGCAGCCGACGGCCGCGGCUGCUCGGAUGUGGACGAGUGCGAGUCCGGGCCGUGCCAGCACGAGUGCCACAACGUUCCCGGUGGCUACGAGUGCCUGUGCCCGCCCGGCUACCGCCCCGCGGGGCCCGCCGGCCGCCAGUGCCACGACGUGGACGAGUGUGCCCAGCCCCACGCGUGCCCGCAGCUCUGCAUCAACAUUCCCGGCUCCUUCCGCUGCACCUGCCGGCCCGGCUUCCAGCGGCAGCCGGGAGGAGAUUCCUGCCUGGAUGUGGAUGAAUGCCUGCGGGAUCCGUGUCCCGGAGCCUGCCGCAACUUCCCCGGCGGCUACGAGUGCCUGUGCCCGCCCGGCUUCAUCCGGGACGGGGAUGGGCACGGCUGCAGCCCCGGAGAGGCGAUCCCAAACACUAUCAGCUCCAGCAGCAUCCCGGGCACCACGAGCAUCCCAUGGACCACGAGCAUCCCGCGGACUCCGGGAAUGCCCACCGAGGGAUUGGGGGGCGGCUCGGACGAGCACAGCGCCGACGGCCCGCGGCUGCUGCUCUAUUACAUCGUGGGCAGCCUGGUGGCCAUCCUGCUCCUGCUGGCGUUCGCCCUGGCGCUCGUGGCUUGCAGGAAAAGGGCGGCCAAGAGGGAGAAGCCGCCGGCCAAAAACGCGGCCGAUAAUUAUUGCUGGGUGCCCGAGCAGCCCGAGAGCCGCGGGGAGCGCAGGUAGGAGGGGGUUAAAAAAUCCCGGUGAAAGGGUGGGGAGGGAAUGCUUUGUGCCCCAAGUGAG
This is a messenger RNA of Sturnus vulgaris (Common starling), 1808 nucleotides long. NCBI's taxonomy places the organism in Eukaryota, Metazoa, Chordata, Aves, Passeriformes, Sturnidae. The record is from RefSeq and is a predicted model, not a curated record.